AGUUUCAUUCCAUCAGUGAUUAGAUAAUGGUUGGAGCAACGCAUCCGAAGGACAGUAUGUCGCUGCGGCACCGAAUGAGAUUGAAGCAGCAAGUGCUGAGUUUACAUUUCAAUCAAGAUUAUGGAAUCUUUGCUUGCUGUAUGGAGAAUGGAUUGAGAAUCUUCAAUGUUGAACCCUUGACAGAAGAAGGACACUUGAGUGUUGAAGCAGUGGGUAGCAUUCGCUCAUGUUCCCUCCUACACCGAACAAAUCUUAUUGCUCUUGUUGCUGGUGGAACAAUGCCAAAGUUUGCAGAGAAUACUAUCCUCAUCUAUGAUGACUUGAAGAAGAAGUUUGUUCUGGAAUUUACUUUCACAUCACCUGUGCUAUCUGUGAGACUCCAAAGAGACCGGCUUAUUGCAGUACUGCAAAAUCAGGUUCAUGUCUUCUCAUUUCCCAACAAUCCACGGAAACUGUUCUCUGUUGAUACACGAAAUAACCCCCAAGGCCUGGUAGCAGUGAGCCCACUCAUCUCGUCUGAAAGACAACUUCUUGCAUUCCCUGGCAUGAAAGUUGGCUCGGUGCAGCUUCUUGACUUGCUGACUACAGAAGCAGAUAUCUCAAGUGCACCAAACUGCAUAAAUGCCCAUAGGACUGACAUAGCCUGUAUUGCCCUUAAUCAACAGGCCAGCCUACUAGCUACAGCCUCAUGCAAAGGCACGCUGGUCCGUGUCUUUGACGUGUAUUCUAAAGUACAACUGGUUGAGCUGAGGCGAGGCUCAGAUCCUGCCACACUCUACUGUAUCAACUUCAGUCCGGAUUCAGAUUUCCUCUGCUGCUCAAGUGAUAAAGGCACUGUCCACAUCUUUGCCCUCAAGGAGACACGACUAAACCGCAGAUCCACGUUUUCAAAGAUGGGCCUGAGCCUUGGGACAUAUGUGGAGUCUCAGUGGGCUUUGGCCAACUUCACUGUACCACCAGAGUGUGCUUGUAUCUGUGCCUUCAUCAACAAUUCUUCUGUUGCUGCAAUUUGCAUGGAUGGAACAUUUCACAAGUAUCUCUUCACCUCUGAUGGAAACUGCAAUCGAGAAGCAUACGAUGUGUUCCUGGACAUAUGCAACGAUGAGGACUUAUGAUUCCAUUUUUCAGUAAUAUUUUCCUCCCAGUUCGUCUUUCAGUGAGGGCAAGUGCAAGAAUUUGGCAUUGUAAUCAUUACACAAGAUUACGUAUUGUUUUUAGUUGCAUAGUCACAUUCCAGAAAGUUUUAGAUGGAUCUUGAAGAAGGAAGGCUCAGACGUGAAUGGCUCUGACUUGUAUGAUCCAUGCUACGUGAGUUGUUCAUUUCUUUUGUCUUUACCCUCGAUGAGUAGUUCUCAAGAUGCGUUUUGAAAUAUAUUUUGUCUCAUCCUGAA
This is a messenger RNA of Darwinula stevensoni, 1391 nucleotides long. The record is from the annotation of a GenBank genome assembly. Lineage: Eukaryota; Metazoa; Arthropoda; Ostracoda; Podocopida; Darwinulidae.